AUGGAUGAAGGCAAAACAUUGAAAAUCCGGCUGACUUUCUCUGUUAUUUUGGUUGGCAUCUCUUUAAUGUUUGCAGCUGUGGUGACUGAUCACUGGGCAGUGCUGAGCCAUAGAGUGGAGCAUUACAAUUCCACCUGUGAGGCUGCUCACUUCGGGCUAUGGCGGCUCUGCACAAAACAGUUUUACAUCCAAGACAAAGCUACCAAAGAGAGGAGCUGUGGGCUGAUAACUCUGACUGGAGACCGUAACUGUUCCUACUUCAAACACUUCUCUCCAGGACAGAGCACAGAGAUAUUUGAAAGAACCACCCAAAAAGAGUACAGCAUUUCAGCUGCAGCCAUUGCCAUCUUCAGUGUGGGCUUUGCAAUCAUCGGAACAAUCUGCAUCCUCUUAUCCUUUAGGAAAAAGAUGGAUUAUCUCCUGAAGCCAGCGUCGAUGUUCUACACCUUUGCAGGCCUGUGCAUGAUCAUCUCUGUUGAAGUCAUGAGACAGUCUGUGAAAAGGAUGAUUGACAGCAAGGAGACUAUCUGGAUAGAAUACUAUUAUUCAUGGUCUUUUGCCUGUGCCUGCGCCUCCUUCGUCCUGCUCUUCAUCUGUGGGAUCGCUCUUCUGCUAAUCUCCUUGCCUCCCUUCCCACAGAAUCCAUGGGAGUCUUGUAUGGACGCAGAACCAGAGCAUUAA
Molecule: messenger RNA, 681 nt
Organism: Emys orbicularis (European pond turtle)
Lineage: Eukaryota; Metazoa; Chordata; Testudines; Emydidae
Gene: CACNG1
Product: calcium voltage-gated channel auxiliary subunit gamma 1
Exons: 4
Coding region: 1-681 (226 amino acids)
Biological process (GO): regulation of calcium ion transmembrane transport via high voltage-gated calcium channel; calcium ion transmembrane transport
Cellular component (GO): membrane; L-type voltage-gated calcium channel complex
Molecular function (GO): calcium channel regulator activity; voltage-gated calcium channel activity
Source: RefSeq, a predicted model, not a curated record